AUAUAACGGCAUGGGGUAACCAGACAAAAAGGAGAAAACAUGUUCUUGUGAGCAGACAGGCACGGGAUCCACCGUUCCACCAGAGAAUACCUCAGACGAAAAGAGCAAUCAAGAAUCAAUCAUCGAGUAUCACUUUUAUUCGACUGUCAAGAAAAGGACAAGUCGCUAUUCCGUUCAAGAGACAUUGGUGCAGGUGCGUUAAACUCGUUCACUUUGUGGUAGUUUGGAAGUGUUUCCAUUACAAACUGGACAUCUGUCAUUGCUGAGAAGAUUGGCCAAGGCUGAUACCGAAGCUGAUACUGCGUUCUGAAUUUAAUAUUACAGUCUGUAAGUUUCCUGAUAGAACUUUGAAGCUGUUGUAACAGCUUUCUUCUGUCGAACAAGCACUUCUGAUUGUGCUCAGGCUAUAAUUAGCUGUAUGUCUACAAAAAUGGAACAGCCGUUUUACCACGACGACUCAUUUAUUUCACCUUACGCCAACUCGGACACGGCUCUGCACGAGUACAAGCUCCUGAAGCAGAAUAUGGGCAUGAACUUGGCCGAGCCUUACCGGAACCUCAAGUCACAGCUGCGUGUGGAGACGGACUAUUACCAGUCGGCGAACCCAGAGGUCGGCUCGCUAAAGCUGGCAUCUCCAGAGCUGGAGAGACUGAUCAUCCAGAACAGCAACGGCGUCAUUACCACUACACCCACCCCGAGCCAAUAUUUUUACAGUCGGGGGAUCACGGAUGAACAGGAGGGCUUCGCUGACGGUUUUGUGAAAGCUCUGGAUGAGCUCCACAAAAUGAACCACAUGCCCCCGCCCAAUGUGUCUCUGGGAGCCUGCGGUGUGACUACGUGCACGGCGGCGGCCUCUAGCGUCUUCGGCUCCUCCUUGCAGCCGGAACCUCCCGUUUACACAACAUUGAAUGCUCCGAACACUACCCUCACGUCUGUAUCCAGCUACCCCACAGCCACCAUCAGCUACUUGCCAGCACACCACCACCAUCAUCAUCAUCAUCAACAGCACCAACAAACAACGACGCUUGCAUCAAAUCACUUUCAGCACUCUAUAACUGGCGCCGGCCUGCAUACGCCACGGCUCGUUUCACUGAAAGAAGAACCACAGACUGUUCCAGACCUGCACUCCAGCGACGGCUCGCCACCAAUGUCCCCCAUUAAUAUGGAAAACCAGGAGGUAAUCAAAGCGGAGCGGAAGAGGCUGAGGAAUCGCUUGGCGGCGACGAAGUGCCGGCGGCGAAAGCUCGAGCGCAUCGCCCGUCUGGAGGACAAAGUGAAGGUCCUGAAGUCGGACAAUGCCGGACUUUCCAGCACCGCUUCUCUUCUGCGAGAGCAAGUCGCACAGCUCAAACAAAAAGUCAUGACGCACGUCAGCAGCGGAUGUCAGCUAAUGCUAACCAGCAAGAUGGAGUCGUUUUAAAAAAUAAAAAAACGAUAAACUGAACAUUGUUUUAAAAGAACACUGGAUGAUUAGCAUAUUCCUAAUGUACGUUUUGUUUAUUGUAAAACAAAAAUACGACAUCACUGGAUUAUUACUGAUUACGAAAAAUUGAGCCAUGUGUAUGUUUCAUUUUGAAAAUGAACGUUCUUUCAUGUCUUAUAAUUUGAAGUAUGGGUAGCUUACAUAUUGUAUGGACUGUACAAUGGUACUUCCGGUCACGAUGCACUGGGACCAUGUUAAUUGUAAAAUGUAAGCCUGUGGAGUAGUCUAAUGUCCUGGACUGACUAGUCAGAAACACUCGGAACUAUUAAGUGCAGAAUGAGUAUUCGACUCGUAUCUGUAUUAGGUGAUGGUUUUGGAGGGAGAGAAGGGAAGGGGGUACUUUGUUCAUUUUUAAAUACUUUUGAUAUUGUCAUGCAAUGCUGCAUUCCAAAAAAUUAAGUUAUUCUGUAUUUGUCAGGUUGAUCCCGACAAACCUUUAUGAUGUCAUAUGUUUACUUUUUGUGCACAAUAUAUUUAAGUAAAAUCUUUAAAAUUCUGA
Conger conger (European conger) is the source of this 1982-nucleotide messenger RNA. Its product is annotated as transcription factor JunB-like. Gene Ontology annotation, cellular component: transcription regulator complex. Gene Ontology annotation, molecular function: transcription factor binding; DNA-binding transcription factor activity, RNA polymerase II-specific; RNA polymerase II cis-regulatory region sequence-specific DNA binding. Lineage: Eukaryota; Metazoa; Chordata; Actinopteri; Anguilliformes; Congridae. The record is from RefSeq and is a predicted model, not a curated record. The coding region runs from base 419 to 1420 and encodes 333 amino acids. Gene Ontology annotation, biological process: regulation of cell cycle; regulation of transcription by RNA polymerase II; regulation of cell population proliferation. The transcript has a single exon.